AUAAAAUGUCACGAUGAGCGAAUUACAGAAUAAUCAAACACCUGACGAAUGACUUUUCCCAUCAACCCUGCAAAAACAGGGAAAUGGCGCCUUCUCGUAACGUUUGGGGACCAGAUGUGAACAAAAGCUACAAAUGGAAUGCCACGAGGAUGCUGAGUGUGGUGAUUUUUUUGUGGGGACUCCAAACACCUGCUGACCUCAGAUCACGUCUGCCAUCACAACACGGCAACAAAAGCUCCCCCUUCAACACACACACCCCCCCCGGACCACCUCCUCCUCCCUCCGGCCGAGUUUAUAAGACGGCCUCCUCGGGCUCACGGCGAGGACUUUUUUACAGCGCCGACGAGAAGCCAGGUGCUUCUUUGAUGACCUUUUAAACCCCAACGAAAUGGGCGCGUUGAGAGUGUCAGGGGUGCUGAGGGUAUGGGGGGUGCUGUGCAUGAUGGGAUACGCGGGCGCGUCACCGCUUCUUGGCCAGGUGGAAUACUCCGACGUCUAUGACAACGAGGUGUCCAGAGAGCAACAUGAAGAUGAUUCCACCAAAAUGCUAACGUCGUGCCAAUCGGCCGACCUCUCCCGCUGGGACAAGCUCUUCAUCGCCUUGGAGAAUUCUCACAUGAGGCAGAACAUGCUGCUGGACUCGACGGAGUCCUGUCGCGGGGCGGCGGCGGCCCUGCGGGCGCAGGUGGACCGCCUGGCCCGGACGGCGUCCCGCCAGUGCCCGCCCUGGCAGGCCGUCCUCAAGACGCUCGAACAGCUCCGGGAGGAAGGCGAGGCGCGGGAGAGGAGGUUCAACGCCAGCUUGCAGACGUUGAAUCGCUCCAAGAUAGAACAGGAAACCGCGCAAGAUAUGACGUCGCUACCUGCCGACGGCGUGGAAAAGGCGCUAAUCGCCAUCUCCGGAGAGUUGCAGAGGCUCCACGCUCAGCUGGGCCGAGUCAUCCAACAGGCCGGCGCGCUGAGGAAGGACAGAGGAAACUCUUGAAAGGCCCCCACAAAAAUAAAUGGACCGCUUCCAUACAGUGCAUAGGAAAAGUCUACACACCCUUGUUCAAAAAUGUACCCAAAAAAGGGGGAAUCAUUUUAAAAGCCUUUGAACAGGGGUGCAUGUAGACUUAUUCUAUCCAUUUUAGAUUUGCACAUUUGUAUUAUUAUUGAGGAUUGUCCCAUUCUUUGAACUUGUUUGAACUUGUGGAUGCAUUUGAAGUGGAAAAAAAAAAGAAAAAGGAAUUAAAAGAAGCCCGGUAGCCUUGUGAAAAUGUGUCCUCCCUUUUAAGUUGCAACUAAUUGUGCGCUAGCCCAAACCUUUGUGCUCAAGGACCAUAUUUGAUUUUUUUUUUUUUUUUU
Molecule: messenger RNA, 1347 nt
Organism: Corythoichthys intestinalis (scribbled pipefish)
Lineage: Eukaryota; Metazoa; Chordata; Actinopteri; Syngnathiformes; Syngnathidae
Product: pentraxin-related protein PTX3-like
Exons: 4
Coding region: 389-985 (198 amino acids)
Source: RefSeq, a predicted model, not a curated record